Molecule: messenger RNA, 2581 nt
Organism: Cuscuta epithymum
Lineage: Eukaryota; Viridiplantae; Streptophyta; Magnoliopsida; Solanales; Convolvulaceae
Source: the annotation of a GenBank genome assembly
AUCAUCAAAUCAUCGAUAUACUAUGCUCAUCAGCUCAUUUAGUAAUUUUACACAAGAAUCCCAACAACAAAUUAUUAAGUAGUCUAGUGAUUUUCUAUUGAAAAUGAGUAGAAUGGAUGAAGUCAAUUGAUUGAGCUUCAACAGGCAGAAUCCCUCCGUCUCUGCACGGUGUACAUACCGACAGCCGGCCAAUAAUCCGGCCGAGGUGCUAAAUGAACCGUACUCCGCCGUGGUUCAACAAAAGUAAAAAAAGACCUCGCCGGGAAAACAAGAAUGCCCGGUCCGGGUCCGCACAUGAUAUACGCACUCGGAUCUGGGCUGGCCUUGAUGAGCACAUCUAGCGGCCACUUCAGCCCUCACCACUGCCUUACCUACUCCAUCAAUGCUUUCUUCGGGCCGGACAUUGGCUCUUUCUGCGAGUGGUUAUCGUCUACUCUCGGGUUGGGCGUGGAUUUAGGAUCACCAAUUGAGCCAUGGAUCCACGACCCUUUCUACUAUUUCCUCAUUCUGGGCUUCCCUCUUUCUCUGCUCUACAGCUUGGCCUCCAAGUUCCUCCUCCGCAAAGGGUUUCUUGAUUCCAUUUCCAGGGUUCCUCUUACAAAGAUGCAGUGUUUUUUGUUGGUGGCUGCUGGUUCUUUAUCACAUUUUUUCUUGGACCAUUUGUUUGAGAUUUGGAUUAGAGGAAUCAGAAUUGAAAUGCUUCUUUUUGGGUUGAAUGAAAGUAUGGAUUUGGACAGAGCUAAGUGAAGGGCGCAUACACGUGUGGAUAAUUGAUUCAUUUUCUUCCUAUUCUCUUUCUUCUUUUAUCUUUUAUUUUAUUUAUCAUUCUAUGUUCUUAUAUUCAUCUUUUAUUUUUGUUGUGUUCUUUAUCUCUUUUAUCUAUAUUAUAUUCUUACGUUAUUUUUCUUAUAUGAUAGCAUUGAUCAAUUCAUGUUAGCCAACUCCAAAUGCUUUUGGGAAUAAGGCUUGGAUGUUGUUGUUGUCACCCUAGAGAUGGUAUGUAAUUACACACUACGUAGUAUAUAUGAUAAUAUGAUUGAGUUUUUUUGUUAAGACUGUUAAAGCAUUUAUCACACAUCGGAAUUGACCUCUUAGGAUGGAACUCCGGGUGUUAACAUGGUAUCAGAGCCAAUUCUGAUUGUGGUUUGACGGCUUGUUUAGCACCCAUGAUUAUGGGUAGCUUGUUAAGGGUUUGUUUGGCUAGUUUAUACACCCUAAUAUUGUCCAACCCGGUUCAAUCUGAGGGGGUGUGUUAAAGUAUUUGUCCUACAACGGAAUGCUAUAAAACAAUUAAACAUUAUAUAAAGUUUUGGGCUACUCCUAUCAGGUUGACCUUUUAAGAUGGAACCCCGAGUCUUAACAAAACAUUUGACAAGUUUUGCAAGAAGUGAAGUGUUUUAUCUAAGGAAAAUUUCCCGGGAUAUGACUAAAACAAAGUGAGUUUCUUGAAAUGUGAGUAGUUAUGUUUUCUUCCCGAAAUAUGACCAAAAAUUGAAAAAAAAAAGAUAUUUUCGUUAUUUUAAAUUGUGGAAGGACAAAAAUACCCUUUUUUUUAAAAAUAUGCAUUUUACACUAAUUUCGUCCGGGUAAAAAUAAUGCAAUUUAUGAAGUGGUCAUUGCACUACAUUUAUUGCACUUUAUGACGAUAUUCACUGCACUACAUAACAAAAAUGUUAUGAUAUUACCGUUUUUUACAUGUCAUUUUUAAUGCACUUCUUUUCAUGUCAUUGCAUGUUUUACAUUAUUGCACUUCUUGCCAUAUCAUUGCACUUUGUGCCAUAACUCAUUGCACUUCUUGUGAUGUUCAUGGCAUUAAAUAUAAAUUAUUCACAACACAUUAUCUUUAAUCGUCUUCAACCUAGGGUUCGUCUUCAACCUCGGUCCGCCAUCCACUUCACCCGCCUUAACUGAAGAAUUUGAGUUCUUGGAGCGGCGGAGGGGCGCAGCUUAGCGGCAACGACUUGGAGUGCGGUUGGCAGCGACCAUGGAGGGGACUGGUUUGGCAGCGACAAGGAGGGUUCUGAGAUAGUGUUGACGAAUAGGGAUCGGGACGACGGUGACGCUGAUGGCUUGGGACGGCAGCAACACACGGGUCUAGGGAUGGAGGUUGCGUGCUGCGAGGUCGAUUUUUGGCGAUGCCCGCAGAGAACUAGCGAGGGAUUGGGGGUGGCCGUGAAACCUGCGAGUAGAUGGACUGGUGGCGGCGGCCGUGCUAUUGGACGGCGGCGGACGGUGAGCCGGCGGCAACAAGGCGUGUGGGGAGCGCAGGAAGCCAGAGAUCUUUUGCGUCUAGUUGCUAGGGUUGGAAAAAAAGGGUAGGAGUUUAGGAUUUUAUAGAUAUAUCAUAAAGGGUAUAUUUGUCCAUGGAAAUAAUUUAAUUAUUUAUUAAUUACGAAUUUUAAUUAAAUAAUACAAAUUUAGGUAAUAUUUUGAGAAAAAAAACUAGUUUGGUCUUAGAUUGGGAAAGUGAAAGUGUUUUAGUCAUAUGGGGGAUAAUUAUUUCUUUAUCUAAAUAGUGUUAUAUCCAAUGUGAAGCAAAGUGUUAAAUCUUACGAGGCAAACUUGAGUAUAGUAAACUUUU